Messenger RNA from Lolium perenne, 1631 nucleotides. RefSeq lists its product as uncharacterized. Gene Ontology annotation, molecular function: carbohydrate binding; aldose 1-epimerase activity. The record is from RefSeq and is a predicted model, not a curated record. Gene Ontology annotation, biological process: beta-D-galactose catabolic process via UDP-galactose, Leloir pathway; glucose metabolic process. NCBI's taxonomy places the organism in Eukaryota, Viridiplantae, Streptophyta, Magnoliopsida, Poales, Poaceae.
AGAUCCCGGCAGAUGUUUUUGGAAGAUUGGCAUCGUGCACGUCAAGCAUCCGAAAAGACAAAGUCGAGUAAAACUGCCACAAGUCUUUCCAUUUUGAUAACCUUCAACCGAUAACCAGCCAUGCAUCUUUUUCUUCAGGUUCUGGAAGCCAGCAGCCGAGCAUGUAGAUCCUAGAAUUAGUCCAGAUCGCUUCACUGACUCGGUGUUGUCCACUUAUAGUAUUACAAGUUGAUAAACUGCCCACCCGUUCAGGUCGGAGGUGGCACAGCCUCACUCAGUUCAUCAGUACCAGCAUUUUCUGAGCCGUCAUCUUCUUCCUGCCCUUUCAGAGGGAAACAAAAGCUAACCCAAUGGCGAGGGCUCCGGUGUUUCUCGCCCUCUUGUGCCUUGUGGCCUCUUUGUUGGCCAGCGGCGCCGAUGCGAGGAAGAUGGUUGGUGUCUACGUUCUGAAAAAAGGAGAUUUCUCCGUCAAGAUGACCAACUGGGGCGCCACUAUCAUGUCGAUCGUCCUCCCUGAUUCCAAAGGGAACUUGGCCGAUGUUGUCCUGGGUAAAGACACCCUCGCCGAGUAUGUGAACGAUACCUCUUACUUCGGGCCGCUCACCGGGCGCGUGGCGCAACGAUUGGCCAGGGGUCGAUUCGUCCUGGACGGCAAAGUAUACCACACCUACAUCAACGACGGCAGGAACUCGAUCCAUGGUGGUCACAGGGGAUUCAGCAAAGUCAUAUGGACAGUGAAGGAGUAUGUUGCCGGCGGCAACUCCCCGUACAUCACGCUAUACUACCGCAGCUUCGAUGGAGAGCAAGGAUUUCCUGGAGAUUUGGACGUGUACGCGACGUACCAGCUGUCGAGCCCGUACGCCCUGAGCAUUCGCACGAACGCGACGGCGCUUAACAAAGCCACGCCGGUGAACUUCCUGCAGCACGUGUACCUGAACCUGGGCGGGCAGGGCAGCGGCGACGUGCUGGGCCACACGCUCCAGCUCUUCGCAUCGCGGUACACCCCCAUGGACGAGGAGCUCCUCCCGUCGUCCGGCCGCGUCGACCCGGUCGCCGGUACCAACUACGACUUCCGGACGCCGACGCCCAUCGGCGCGCGCAUCCGGCAGGUUAGCGGCGGCAAGCCGGGCGUCCACGGGUACGACAUCAACUACGUGAUCGACGGGGCCGGCAUGCGGAAGGUGGCGGCGGUGCGGGAUGGCGCGUCCGGCCGUGGGUUGGAGCUUUCGGCCAACCAGCCAGCGAUGCAGUUCUACACCGCCAACGGACUGAACGACACCAAGGGGAAGGGCGGCAAGGUGUACAGGCAGUACAGCGGAUUUUGUCUGGAGACGCAGGCGUACCCCGACGCCGUGAAUCACCCUGAAUUCCCGUCGAUCACGGUGAGGCCCGGCCAGGUGUACAAGCACGAUAUGGUCUACAAGUUCUCCUUCUAGCUUUGAACGGUCGGCGACGUCCGGAUUUGUCGAUCAAACACUGUCCAGAUAGCCCAACGCAGUGACAAGAUUUGUACUCAAGGUUCUAGUCAACUGAUCAGCAUAAAACAACCCAAGAAUUAUGUCGAGCAAAGUCUGGCCAAAUAGCCGAUACUGCUGACAAGAAAAUGAUGCUACCCCACGUAGCCGAUACUA